GUUCAUCGGUUCUGUUUUCCCUUUUGUCUUCGGGCAGGCGAAUUACAUGUCCGAAGCAGCACAGCUUAGAAGAGGUCUAAAACCUAAAGGGAAGACUUAUGGGUUGACCAAUCAGAAGAGACGAGAGAUCAGAGAGAUCUUUGAUCUUUUCGACAUAGACGGUUCAGGUAGCAUCGAUGCUAGCGAGCUCAACGUUGCUAUGAGGUCUCUUGGAUUUGAGAUGAAUAAUGAGCAAAUAAACGAAUUGAUGGCAGAAGUAGAUAAAAACCAAAGUGGAGCCAUAGAUUUCGACGAAUUUGUGCAUAUGAUGACAACUAAAUUCGGAGAACGAGAGUCCAUAGAUGAAUUGUCUAAGGCGUUUAAGAUCAUUGACCAUGACAAUAAUGGGAAGAUUUCACCUCGUGAUAUAAAGGUGAUUGCUAAAGAAUUGGGAGAAAAUUUCACAGAUAAUGAUAUAGAAGAAAUGAUCGAAGAAGCAGACCGUGACGAAGAUGGAGAAGUUAACUUCGAGGAGUUCAUGAAGAUGAUGAAAAGAACUUCUUACGGCUAAAUGGUAAUUGUUAUGGUUGUGGAUAUUUGUUAAUCACUUCAACAAUAAAAAAAGUUUGCUUGUAUAAAAAUGUGUGAUUUUU
Messenger RNA from Arabidopsis arenosa, 632 nucleotides. The record is from the annotation of a GenBank genome assembly. NCBI's taxonomy places the organism in Eukaryota, Viridiplantae, Streptophyta, Magnoliopsida, Brassicales, Brassicaceae.